Messenger RNA from Trypanosoma conorhini, 771 nucleotides. Its product is annotated as nuclear lim interactor-interacting factor. The record is from RefSeq and is a predicted model, not a curated record. The coding region runs from base 1 to 771 and encodes 256 amino acids. NCBI's taxonomy places the organism in Eukaryota, Euglenozoa, Kinetoplastea, Trypanosomatida, Trypanosomatidae. The transcript has a single exon. Gene Ontology annotation, molecular function: phosphoprotein phosphatase activity.
AUGCGUCAACAGAGGGUGCGAGGUGUGAGUUUCAAGGAGGAGUACGCCUGCGCAAUGCGUCGGCGUCCGCGUCUCGAGGCACGCGCGCUGGAGACGGUGACGGAGCGAACACUUCUCGCACCGAAGGCCAGCACGCUGACAGACCGAAUAACCGUUGUCUUGGACCUUGAUGAAACACUUGUGUAUGCACGGGAAGGACCGCUGUACGUGCGGCCAGGCAUAGAAGAACUCCUUCAGUUUUUGGAGGAAAAUUGUGAGACGGUGGUGUGGACGGCGGGAAUGAAGCAAUACGCGGAGGCGGUUGUCCGACUUAUUGACACCAACGGCUGUGUGCACCAUACAAUUGCCCGUGACAGCACAUGGUUCAGAGGAAGCUCCUGCAGCAAGGAUCUGUCUCUGCUCGGCAGAGACACGGAGACGACAAUCGUGUUUGAGAACACACCUGACUGCAUCCGCGGCUUUGAGCAAAAUGGAGUUCUUGUGGCGGACUAUGAGGGUGGGGAGCUAGAGGAUUACACGCUGUACACCAUCUUGGGACUCUUGAAGGAUCUGGUGCGGCGCAGGAACGAGGAACAUAUCACCGUGCCGGAGUACAUCCGCAGUUCGAACCUCCUCAACCUGCGAGUGGUUCCCACCGAUGGUGGGGACGAAAUGUCGUGUUACUGUCUGAAUGCAUACUGGCCAGAGUUGGAGACGACGAGAAGCAUGCAUUCGAAGCGCCGCAAAGUUCUUUGCUGCGUCGGUGACCGUCGCAAUAUCGCAGUUCACUAA